Messenger RNA from Clonostachys byssicola, 1644 nucleotides. The record is from the annotation of a GenBank genome assembly. NCBI's taxonomy places the organism in Eukaryota, Fungi, Ascomycota, Sordariomycetes, Hypocreales, Bionectriaceae.
AUGAUUUACGAAGGGCCAAAACUAGACGUCCCAACUGUCGAUGUUCUGACGUUUUUAUUCGACGACCCAAACGGACGCGCGUCCGAUGAUACACCACUGCACGCUGAAGCGAGAGAUCCGCAGAGAUACAUCACCAAGGCUCAGCUGCGAAAGUUGACUGGCUGCUUUGCGCAUUUCCUCAGGACAGAGUACGCAAUUGGUGCGGCCGGACCAAACAAAGACGUCGUCGUUCCCAUAUCUACAGGACAGUCUGCGCUUGCCGCUCUUCUCUAUGGCGUGAUAGCAGCCGAAGGCAUCUACGCUCCCGUUUCUCACUCAAGCACAGUCGACGAUGCAGUGCGUCAGAUCAAGGAUGGCCCAGGCAAGGUCAUUGUCUGCAGCAGCGACGCCAAGGAUCUAGCAGUCGCUGCAGCAGCCCGCGUAGGACUCCCGCAGAGGAAUGUGCUCGUGCUGACGAGUUAUCCCGACAUUAAACUCGAAAGCGUCAAUGGGGAAGUGGCUUGCGAUUUCAGGAAGCAGCUCCAGUGGAGGAAGAUUACAGAUCCCAAGGAACUUGCGGAGAGCAAGAUUUGCAUUUAUUACUCUUGUUGGGCUGACAAUAACGCAGGCGUGGUCUUAUCUCACACCAAUCUGGUUGCCGAAGGUUCCAUGCUCUCUUCCGCCGGAAGAAUACUUUUCGAGAAAGCAAAGGUCCAAUUUCGAACACUGGCCCAUUUACCCACAGCGCAUGCUGCCGCACUGGUUUGUUAUUUCGUCAACCCUAUCUACGAAGGGGGCGUGACCUACUGGAUGCCCACGUUCAACUUUGAUGACUUCCUUCGAUACUUUGGCGAGCUCAAGAUCACCAGCAUCUUCUCUGUGCCGCCCGUCUUCCUGGCGAUCUCCAAGCACCCCGCCGUCAAAGAUCAAUUUUCCGAUCUAGUACUUGUGUGCAGCGGAGCAGCUCCCAUGUCCAAGGAACUCCAGGACGCUGCCAAGAGCCGAAUGAAGUUGGAUGGCUUAUUUUCGCAAACCUGGGGCAUGACAGAGACAAGUGCCAGUGUAACUUGGAGCACCCCGACGAAAUCAAAUACAACCGGAAGCGUCGGCCGUUUGCUGCCAAACACCAAAUUAAGGCUCGUUGAUGAGGAAGAAAAGGACGUUCCGGAGGGACAACCAGGCGAAGCACUUGUCAAGGCACCAACCGUUGUGCAAGGGUAUCACCGCAACCCGGAAGCCAACAAGGCGACCUUUACCGCCGACGGCUGGCUGCGUACUGGAGAUAUCCUCUGUAUGAGAGGUGAUGAGCUUUUUGUCGUUGACAGGAAGAAGGAAAUGAUUAAAUAUAAAGGAUUCCAGGUAGCACCGGCCGAGCUUGAGGGGAAAAUUGCUUCACACCCAGCUGUUUUGGAUGCUGCGGUUAUCGGUGUGCCGCAAAACCACACGGAAGUUCCCCGAGCCUACGUCGUGCUGGCCCCGGCCGCCAAGGGCAAGAUCAGUGAAGAAGACAUCAUGGACUUUGUCAAGAACCAAGUUAUGGAUUACAAGCGCCUGAGAGGGGGUGUGCGCUUCGUGGACGCGGUUCCUCGCAGUGCUUCCGGGAAGAUUUUGAGAAAGGAGCUGAGAGAGAGGAGGAAGCAUGAAGACCAACAGUCUAAACUGUAG